This is a messenger RNA of Trichosurus vulpecula (common brushtail), 1023 nucleotides long. It is a transcript of the gene CCDC192, whose product is annotated as coiled-coil domain containing 192. NCBI's taxonomy places the organism in Eukaryota, Metazoa, Chordata, Mammalia, Diprotodontia, Phalangeridae. The record is from RefSeq and is a predicted model, not a curated record.
AUGGUCCCAGACAUUCAUUUCUUCAGAAGAGACAGUGUUUGGUGGGAAAGAACUAAGAGCUACUCCUUAAGAGUGACCAAAUGUAAUGGCAUGCAAAAUGAGGAAGGAUCAAGUAUCCAGAGGUGGCCUUUUUUCUAGCCCCUCUUAAGAAAAUCACAAUCUCCCUUGGAGAAGUAUUGCCUCAGAGUCAUCCCACCCAUGAGCUGCAUCAAUAUAUUUAGCCUCAUGUCUGGUGGAAGUUCAUUGAUGGAUACGCCACAAAGAAACAGAAUAACGACAGAAGUCUUGGAAUCAGAAAGGAUGGCCUAUGCUUUGACACGCAUGGAAGACUUGGAAAUGUGCCUAAAAGAAGCAGAAGAAAAGGCUAAGACGUUAACAGAGCAGCUUGCAGUGUCUGAAGGAAUGAAGUCAAAGUUACUUGAGCAAGUGUCCUGGCUAGAGGAACAACUGGAGGCAGCUGACAAUAGGGAAGCAAGGGGGGAACCAUAUGAAGAAAUCAUGCAUGCCAAAAACCAGUGCAUAAAGAAAUUACAAGCUGAAGUUAAAGCUUCACAGGAACAACUUGCCGCUCAUAAACUUAAGCACAAAAGGAAAAUGAAAAAACUACAGACUGAUUUGGCAACAGCUAAGCAGGAGGCUGCCAUCACAGAGCUGGAACUCAAUGAGAAGAUAAAGAGUUUAUAUGAAGGAAAGCCAACCCCUAGAGAUGGAUGGCAGCCUUGGAAGACAAGCGAGGCAGAAGAAAACUCUCUGGAAGAGUCCUGUGGAGGCCUUCCACCUGUAGAAGAAGGAGACAGAAGAAUCAGUCUGAUUAUGGAGUUGUCUACACAAGUUUCACUACAGACAGAGAAGAUCAAUCAGCUAGAAGAAGUGUUGGAGGAAAAAGAAAAGAAGAUCCUGCAGCUGGAAGCAGAGCGAGAGUCUCCAAUGGUCAAAAUGGAGAGCCUUCCAGAGUAUUUAUCAGGAGCACCAAGUGCUUGUCAUAAUGGCAAUACUGCUGUGGACAUCGAUGACAAUUUGUAA